CAUAUGUAUUUGAAAAAAGGAAAUUAUGUGCAGAUUAUAAUAAAUAGAACAUGUGUCAAAAAAUAAAGUAGUAUUUAUUUUUUGUUAAAUUUAAAUAGAUAUUUUGAAAAUUUAAAAAUUAUAUACAUAUAUGAAAAUGGAAUGGAGUAAAUGGUGUCGGCUAUGUGCAAAAGACGAUGGAACUUAUAUCAAUAUUUUCAUAAAAAAUGAAAAUCAGUUUAAUGUAGCAGAUGCUGUUAAACGAUUUUUCUCUAUUGAGAUUAUAAAUACAGAAGAACUUUCAAAUAAUAUUUGCUCACUUUGUAGCGAUUACAUAUGGUCACUAAAUAACUACGCUGCAAAAAUUUACAAGGUGCAACAAUUAUUUCUUGAAAUUAAAUCAAACUUGAAAAUUGGAAAUAAAAUUCAUCCCAAUGAGCUUCGAGUAAAAUAUGAACUUCAAACACGGUCACCUCAUACCAAAAAAGAUAUUCAAAUUGAUACAGAAUUUGGGAAAACAUCAAAACUAAACUUAUUCGAAACUCAAGCGUAUUUGAAAACUGAAAUCUGUCGAAAACAAGUAUCUGUUGAUUCAAACGUUUUAGAAAAUCAUGAUUUUGGAAUAUUAGAAACAAACACACCGAAUUGUUUUAGUAUAAAAAUUGAAAAUUCUGAUUUAAAAGCGUUAGCAGAAAAAAAUUAUCCCGUUCACCAGGCUUCGGUGCCUUUAUCGAAUUUCGAAGAUUCCAAUGACUUCGAUCAGGAUACCUGUUCAGUUAAAUCAUCAUCAAAUGAAAGUUUAAAUCAAAAUAAUGAAGUCAAAAGGAGUGAAAAAAAACAAGAGAAAUAUACAGAAACCAAAAGGAAAAUAUACAAAACUGGCGAAAAAAACUUCGAAUGUGAAGAAUGUCAUCAAAAAUUUACAAGAGAAUCGAAUUAUCUAUACCAUAUUAAAAAGAGUCAUAAAGGCCUGCCGCCAUGUGAAUUUUGUGGAAAAGUUUGUAAAACAAAGCAAAAAUUAAGACUUCAUCUAGAACUACAUUUGCCACCAGAAGAACGGGAAAAGCUUUUAUAUAAAUGUCCACAUUGUACCAAAAAAUUUACACAAAGUGCUAAAGUAAAAGAACAUGUUCGAGCAAUUCAUUUGCAAGAAAAGCCAUUCGUUUGUGAGCAAUGUGGCAAAAACUUUGCUUCACAGUCAAAUUUAUGUUCGCAUAAACGAACCCACGAUAAUCAAAGUCGCCUGAAAUGCAGUAUUUGUCCCAAAAUAUUUAAUAAUCCUCACAAAUUAAGGUUUCAUAUAAAACAUACACAUAACUCCAUCGGACAUCCAUGUUCAGUAUGCGGGCAAGUUUUAAAAACUCGUAAGACAUUAAGAAAUCAUAUGUUAAUUCAUUCAGAUGAUAAACCAUUCAAAUGUAAUUAUUGUGGUAAAGAUUUUAAACGCGAUAAGAACUUGCAAAUACAUAUGAUAACGCAUAGUGGAUUAAAACCAUUUGUUUGUCGAUUCUGUAGCCAAUCAUACGCAAACCGAUCUAAUUGUAAAAAACAUGAGAAACAUUCUCACCCAAAUGAAUACGAAGCAGCUGCUGCUAUCAUCAACGAUGAACCACAACAACUAAUACAGAAAAAGCUACCAAAUAUUGCUCAGUUGGAAGCAAUGCUUGAACAAUUAAAGGCAGAGCGUGAACCUCUAACAAUUAAUGAGGGUGCAUUAACCACAGUACCAUUUGAGUACCAUUUUUGUGUUUUUGGAUAUUAUUUUUCGUUAGGAUCGUUAGACAAACUUUUUUCCAUAAUGCGUAAUUCAUUUUCAAUACCUUCUUCCAGUUCUUUAAUUUUAUCUUUAAUGUCUUCAGUUAUUAUCUUUUCACUAGCAAUAAAAACUGAAGAUGGUGCUUAUAUAAAUAUAUUUUUUAAAAACAUAAUGGAAUGGAUAGAAUGGUGUCGUCUUUGUGGGAAGGAAAACGGAAAUCAAGUAGAUGUUUUUAUUAAAAAUGAAAACUUUCCAAAUAUAUCAGAAGCUAUUCAGAAAUAUUUUUCAGUCACGAUAAAUACUUACGAUGAGUUCCCAACCAAAAUUUGUUCAUCUUGCAAUGAAUAUUUAUUGAACUUAAUAACUUUUAAUGAUUCAACAAAUAAGGUUCAACAAAUGUUUCUUGAUCUCGAAUAUCUUAUGAAAUCCGGAUCCCAAAUUAAUUUCAAUGAAUUAAGGAUAAAAUAUGGCAUCGAGAAUGAUAGCUCAGUUUCCCAAGAUAAUACUCUGUUACACGAAAUUCAGAAGGAGGAAACAACUUUAGAUCAAAAGAAGAAAAAUCGAAAAAAUGCAAAAAAAUUCCUAUUUGACUCAAUUUUUAUAAAAGAUGACAGUAUUUCAGAUCAUGAGGAAGGAAUACUUUUAACAAUUUCAAAAUCUGAAGACGAUAUUAAGAGUAUUACAGAUUUGAAGGAUACAUUCGAAAUCGAUAAAGAGCUCAAAUGCGAGGAAAAUUUACACGUUGGUAAUAAUUACAAUAAGGAAGUAAAAAACAAUGACAUUAAAAAUAAUGCUGAAAAUGUGCCUCCGAUAUUAGUGCACACACGGAAAACGAAGAAGAUACAGAAUAAAAAUAUUAGGAAAAAAAACAUAUAUAAUCUAGAAAAAGAUCAAAAUCCUAAACGUGUUAAAAAAAAAUACAGAGAUGAAGAAAAAACCAUUCAAUGCGAAAUAUGUUCUAUGAAAUUUGUUAGAGAAAAUAAUUUAUCAACUCAUUUAAAAAAAUCGCAUAAAAUUAUAAAAGAACUUCCCCCUUGUGAAUACUGUGGUAAAAAAUGCAAAACAAAACAAAAAUUAAAAUUUCAUAGAGAAUUACAUCUGCCUCUUGAAGAGAGGCAAAAACUUUUGUUUAAAUGUCCAGAAUGUGGUCAAAAAUUCACUCAAAAGGGAGCUAUGAGAUCUCACAUACGUGGAACACAUUCCCAUGAACGGCCAUUUGUGUGUGAAGCAUGUGGCAAAGCAUUCUCUUCUCAAAGCAAUUUGUGGUCACAUCGUAGAAAAACUCACGAGGAAAAUAUGAUGUCUUGCGAAAUAUGUCAGAAAAUUUGUAAAAAUUCCACCAGUUUGAGGAGACAUUUGAACACCCAUAAAGAACCUUCAAUUCCAUGUUCAGUUUGUGGUAUAUUAUUAAAAACUAAGAAGACUUUGAAAAAUCAUAUGUUGGUCCAUUCGGAUGUUAAAGCAUACCAGUGCAACUAUUGUGGUAAAGAAUUCAAAAGAGACAUUACAUUACAGCUGCAUAUGUUGAUCCAUAGUGGCUUAAAACCUUAUGUGUGCAGAUUCUGCGAACAAACAUACGCCAAUCCUUCAAAUUGUAAAAAGCACGAAAAGCAUUCUCAUCCAGCUGAAUACCACGACGCUGAAGGUACAAAAGGAUCCACUCAGCCGCAGAGAGUUUUAAAAAAAUUACCAAAUAUCAAACAAUUGAAAGCUAUGUUGGAGGAUAUGAAGGCAGCAAAAGAAAAUAUGUGAAUUGUCUAAUACAUAUGUAUAUUGAACGAAUAAAGUAUUUUUUUAAUUUUGA
Molecule: messenger RNA, 3539 nt
Organism: Condylostylus longicornis
Lineage: Eukaryota; Metazoa; Arthropoda; Insecta; Diptera; Dolichopodidae
Product: zinc finger protein 41-like
Exons: 10
Coding region: 131-3487 (1118 amino acids)
Biological process (GO): regulation of transcription by RNA polymerase II
Cellular component (GO): nucleus
Molecular function (GO): RNA polymerase II cis-regulatory region sequence-specific DNA binding; DNA-binding transcription factor activity; zinc ion binding
Source: RefSeq, a predicted model, not a curated record